UCCUGCUUCGACGUCAAUAGUAGUGCAUAUUUGCUCGUCUCGGAGGUCUUGCACGAACCUUAUCGCGCUACCAAGUAGAACCGUUUCUGCCUCCCACCCGCCACAGUUUGUUGUGCUUGUGUGGCUGCUAGGAGUCCCUGUACAUGGUGGCAUGGUGGCAUGGUGGCGCCGCAUCACCAACGUGUUCGAAUCUAUUGUGCUGACGCCGCCUUGACUCCAGCUUCCUCCCUCGUUCGUCGAAUCUACAGAUCGGGGUGGGCACCUCGGGUGCAGCUCGAACACUUGCUUGCAUUGAUCCAUGUGGCUGGUGCUUCCGAAACUCGAGUCCUCCUUGGGCGCUUCCAAGUCGCUCUGGCUGCGUAUCGGGCCGUAACCGAAAGGUAUGCACCAUAGGAGCAUAGUACCGUACCGAUGGCGUUUCACAGCUUUGGCUUUGUCGGUACCAGUACUAGUGCCAGCACAGCCAUGUGCUGUUAGCUUGGGUCUGCAGUGGGCAAACCCCAGACCUUAGAGUAAUACUCGUACACUCGUCAUCCAAUGCGAAGGUGUUUGAAGGUUCCGCGCUCUACCUGCAUGCUUUAGUCGCCAGCCUUGCACACUACGGCUGUACCAGCGAGAUCACCGUAGGUUUGAAAUUUUCCAUUCCCAUAUCGACUUGUCGACAAGCGCCAGAGACCACAUCAAGCUAGGCUAACUGCUUAGUUAGUUUGCUCAAAUUCCUCGCUUCAACAUAUCUUUCCACAAAAGAGCAAGCGGCCAUGACAAGCAGCUGCGUUCAAUGUGGCAAGGAAAACGUUACGAGCAGCUUUCAGUGCACCAAUUGUCCAUCGUAUGGAGGUGAGACUCGUCGGUUCUACGUUUGUAACAGAGACUGCCAAAAAGCAUUCUGGCGAUCCCACAAGAAAGAGGACAAGGCAUCUCAGUCGGCGGGGACCACCAAGGCUUCUGCCAGAGAGGACGUGCAUCACGUGGAAACCCGGUUCGGUAGCCUCACCAUGCGGACGAUGGAUAAGAAUGACUUCGUCGAAAGCAUGAGCAACCCAAGGUCGUGGUUCCAGCAGUUGGGUAGAACCCAGGCCGCAGAAUGGAUUGUUGACUGCUACAGGAUGCGAGCGGACGACGAUGUCCAAUGGGGAUCGUUCAACUUCCAUGGCCUGUACGAGAUUGCCAACGGCGCGGAAACACUCCAUGAUGGCACGAAUGAUGCCACGCUUUCCAAAGCUGACAAGGCUUUCAUUUUGACAGAGGACUUUCUCGUCUUCAUGACCCUUGCUGUUCACAAUGAGAUCCUUCCAGCUCGACUGGAAGACUUUGACUUCACCGCGUGCAUUGGGAGGUUUGCACCCGCGCUGCUUCCGGAACCUUUUAACAAACAGGCAGCGAAGGCCAAAUGGGGUGGAGAAAACGUGUUUUCAACCAGACCCAGUCUCCGCCGGACAGCUGAGCGCGUCUACGGGCUUAGCAGCAUGUAUUCCUACAAUGACGAUGAUGCCCAGAAACAAGGUGAACGGACACAGCAGGAGAUCAAAAAUUCUAUCCGCAGUGGAUUGGUAAGGAACAACUUUGAGGCCUCCUCAAGCAACUUGUUCAACAAGUUGGGAGGAAAACAGCUAUGGUUUGGGCUUUACCAAAGGUUGAGAAGGGCUGACAUGUGAUCCUGAUUUGGCCCUCCACCACCAAACCAUGCGAUUCUGCAGUUCAUGCCAGUUGACUCCUACUUUAGAAGAGUGUGCAAUUAAUGCUUCUUCAAUGCAGAGAUAAUUAAUGUGUAGGUUUAGAAAAGUGAGACCCUCAUUGAGCCUGGUGGCUCCUGCUCUGGGCAGAGACUCAUCCAAAGUUGAGUUGUAGAGUUCAGCAUGCAUGUAGUUUCCUACAGAGGCAAUGCAAUCGCGAAACGCCUGCUUCAAUCGCUCUCCAAACAAUGAACAAACUGGCAUAGGCAAUGCAAUCGCGGCACAUCUCCUUCAAUCGCUCUCCAAACAAUG
Seminavis robusta is the source of this 1985-nucleotide messenger RNA. The record is from the annotation of a GenBank genome assembly. NCBI's taxonomy places the organism in Eukaryota, Bacillariophyta, Bacillariophyceae, Naviculales, Naviculaceae.